Messenger RNA from Prunus armeniaca (apricot), 387 nucleotides. The record is from the annotation of a GenBank genome assembly. Lineage: Eukaryota; Viridiplantae; Streptophyta; Magnoliopsida; Rosales; Rosaceae.
AUGUCUGAUUUCCGAUUGAAGGAACACCAAGAUGUUUCUCCACCCAUUGUUGCAAGAAUUCCAAAAUCUUGUGUCACAAGUGUAUUGAUGCCAUCAAUAUCUGUAGCUGAAGGAGAAACGAAGGACAGUAAAAUGGAAGAGAAGGUAAACAAAAUAUUAGAGCCAGCUAAAUCCCUAUGCCAUGUGCUUUCUUAUCAAGUCCUGAUAUUGUACUUGAUGAUAAUACUGGAUCCUACUUUUUGGUUCUGGGACAUGAUAGUCUUCAUUACCAAGAAUUUGUUACCACUGAUCUCCAAGGAACACUACUUGAAACAGCAGCAUGUUCCAAAUCCUAGGUUGUAUGGACGUUUCAGCAGCAUUAGAAAAAUGAGCGGUGAUCGGAAAUAA